Pelagomonas calceolata is the source of this 1164-nucleotide messenger RNA. NCBI's taxonomy places the organism in Eukaryota, Pelagophyceae, Pelagomonadales, Pelagomonadaceae. The record is from the annotation of a GenBank genome assembly.
UCAUCACUGGGACGGUUCCCCGGGGGAGAGCGCUGCAGCGCGGGGCCGCCGAGUCCGCAGUUUCCGCGGCGAGAACCGCCGUCGCAGGCCCCACACCCGCUUCGCGGGCGACGCCCGAGGCGGAGGAUCAUCGUCCGUCUCGCUAAAGGCGACGGGCGACAGCGUCGGACCCGACGCGGCUCGUCGCCGGACGCCCACGAGCCGCUCGACGAGCGCAGGCUUCAGGCCCUUCGAAUCCGCUCCCGCGGCUUCCAGCGCCGCGCGCAGCUCCGCGACCCUCAGCUUCUUCGCCGCACGCGUCGCGGCGUCCGCGUCGAAGUCGUCGUCCGACGAGACCUCGCGCGACCAGCCGCGCAGCAGUCCGGGCGACGACGGCGCGGACGCGACAGAAUCCAGAGACUCGCACGGGUCGCGCGGCGUCGGCCGGACGCGUGGGGUUCCCGGCUCGGCCACGCACGAGGCCGGCUCUUCGUCGUCGCUGUCGUCCGAGUCGCGCAGGAGCUCAGCGAUGCGCCGCCGCGCGUCGCGCGCCGGUGGCGUUUUCAGAGGCGUUUUUGGCGCGCGGCCCUUCGGCGAAAACAGUCCGGGCCGCGCGCACUCCGCCGCCAGGUCGUGCGCGACUGCCAGCACCGAGAACACGGCACCGUGCGCGACGGCCCAGCUCGCAUGAGCUGUCGGGAGGAGGCCGACGAAGAACGCGACUUCAGUGGCGCCCCAGGCCGGCGGGAGCAAGAAGACGAACCCGACGGCGGCCGCGCGCGCGAGGCUGUGGCCCGGGACCCAGGUCAAGCAGCCGUAGGCGUCGUAGGCCAGCAGGAACGCGUAGCACGCCCAGAAGCGCAGGACCUUGCGCACGGCCGCGUCCUCGGCCUCGACGUCGUCGCGCGCUUUGCGCGCUUUAAGCGCUUGGAAGCUGAGCCAGCCGCCCCAGGCCGCCACCACCACCGAGAGCAUGUCUGUAGCAGUUCCGCUCUGCCGAGAGCCGCUGCGGUCGUACUGACCGCGCCAAAAUCGAUAUUUUUCGGGUGGCACCCUGUUAGCCGUGUGGCGUUUCUGGACGCGUGCAACGGCGCGGCGCCGAGACGGCAGCAACACCGCUUCUCCCAGCGCCUAAUUUACGAGCGCUUCGCUCCACAGAGCGCGCGACAAGCGCCACGAGCAAAU